This is a messenger RNA of Protobothrops mucrosquamatus (brown spotted pit viper), 1665 nucleotides long. RefSeq names its product parathyroid hormone 2 receptor (gene PTH2R). The transcript is spliced from 13 exons. Gene Ontology annotation, cellular component: plasma membrane. The record is from RefSeq and is a predicted model, not a curated record. Gene Ontology annotation, biological process: cell surface receptor signaling pathway; adenylate cyclase-modulating G protein-coupled receptor signaling pathway. NCBI's taxonomy places the organism in Eukaryota, Metazoa, Chordata, Lepidosauria, Squamata, Viperidae. Gene Ontology annotation, molecular function: G protein-coupled peptide receptor activity; peptide hormone binding; parathyroid hormone receptor activity. The coding region runs from base 1 to 1665 and encodes 554 amino acids.
AUGGAAGAAUUUGUGGCCAGAAGCUUGAUUCAGAGAAACUUUGAAGGGCUUGAGGCCAACCUUAAGCCUGCAGAUACAGAGGGUACAGUUAUGCAGGAUAUGGAGGAAUUGGAUAAUACCAUUACAAUGGAGGAUCAGAUUUAUCUCCUUCUGGAGGCCAAAGUUCAGUGUGAACAAAACCUCACAGCUCAGGUACAAGAAGAAAGAGGAGACGAGUGCUUUCCAGAAUGGGACGGUCUAAUCUGCUGGCCCAGGGGGUCAGUAGGAAAAACAUCAGCUGUGCCUUGUCCUUCUUAUAUCUAUGAUUUUGAUCACCAGGGUAUGGCCUUCCGACAUUGUAAUUCAAAUGGAACAUGGGCUUAUGUGCACAGUUUAAACCGCACAUGGUCUAAUUAUUCUGAGUGCCUCCGUUUCCUGCAAACAGAAACCAGUGUGCGAAAGAGGAAAUUCUUUGAACGUCUCUCUGUCAUGUACACGGUGGGAUAUUCCAUUUCCUUCUCCUCUCUGGCUGUGGCUGUUUUCAUCAUUGGCUACUUCAGGAGGCUCCACUGCACCCGGAAUUGUAUACAUCUGCAUUUGUUUGUCUCUUUCAUGCUCAGAGCUACCAGCAUUUUUAUUAAAGAUAAAGUUGUUCGUCCUCAUUUUGGAGACAAAGACUUUGACUCACUACUCACAAGUGAUUUACAAAAUAUUAUACAGACUCCAGUCAUGGACAGAUCUCAGUAUGUGUGGUGCAAAAUUACUGUGGUGAUAUUUAUUUACUUCUUGGCAACAAACUACUAUUGGAUCUUGGUUGAAGGUCUCUAUCUACACAGCUUAAUAUUUGUGGCUUUCUUUUCGGAUACCAAGUACCUAUGGGGUUUUAUCUUAAUAGGCUGGGGUUUCCCAGCUGUCUUUGUAGCGGCCUGGGCAGCAGUCAGAGCAGCAAUGGCAGAUGCAAGAUGCUGGGAGCUUAAUGCUGGAAAUAUAAAAUGGAUAUAUCAAACUCCAAUUUUAGUAGCUAUUGGGCUGAACUUUGUCCUCUUCCUGAAUACUGUGCGGGUGCUGGCCACAAAAAUUUGGGAAACAAAUGCUGUUGGCUACGAUGUCAGAAAGCAAUAUAGAAAACUAGCAAAAUCCACUUUAAUUCUGAUCCUCGUCUUUGGUGUGCAUUACAUUGUCUUUGUGUGCCUACCUCACACGUUCACUGGGUUAGGCUGGGAGAUCCGGAUGCACUGUGAACUCUUCUUCAAUUCAUUCCAGGGCUUUUUUGUCUCUAUCAUCUAUUGUUACUGUAAUGGAGAGGUGCAAGCUGAGCUCAAGAAGACAUGGGCUAAAUGGAACGUGGCCACAGACUGGAAGAGGACUGUUCCUUGUGGGAAUUCUCACUGUGGUUCUGUCCUCACUAACAUGACCCAGAGCACCAGCAGCCAGGCUCAGAUAGGUGCCAGCUCCCGCAUGAGGCUGGUUUCCAGCAAGGCAUGCAGGAAUGGCACAGGGCAGAACGAUGCCCAUAUACAUUUGCCUGGGUAUGUUAGGAGCAACUCUGAACAUGAAUGCAUGCCCCAGUGGGCUCAGGAAGAGGCUGAUGAAGAGGAAGAGAAGAGGCUGGAUGGCAUUUCUCUCAACAAACCUUCUAGACUUCAGAACAAUCAUGCAAAUUUUCUCAAGGUGGAAGCGAACUAA